Molecule: messenger RNA, 39452 nt
Organism: Coregonus sp. 'balchen'
Lineage: Eukaryota; Metazoa; Chordata; Actinopteri; Salmoniformes; Salmonidae
Source: the annotation of a GenBank genome assembly
AUGGCAACAAUAGAUGGAAACACGGACGUUGAGACCCUGUUGGCUGCGAUCCACCUGGAGCGAUACCUGAAGACCUUCCGCCAGUCAGGCUUCCUCAUGGCCAGGGACCUCAGCCACCUAGACAAUGGAGGUCUUAUCCAGCUGGGCAUAACUGCCACCGGGCACAGGAAGAGAAUACUGAGGCUGGUCCAGCACAUUCAGAGGGCCACCAAUCAGAAUCAGUCGAUAUCGAGACCCUUGGAGCCCUUAUUGGACCGUUGUCAGUCUGAGUCUGACAUUAAUUCCACACCCAUCCAAUCAGGAGGGCCGAAGUCUGACCAAGGGGGCGGAACCGGGGCCAUUCCGUUUGAAGCGUUCCGGAAUAGUUCCGUUCCAAACAUUCCAUCCAUGAUGAUGAACUCUGAGUCAGAACAGCAGCAGCAGUACAAUGGGAAUGUUGUCAUAAAACCGGUUCCAAAACCUAGAACGGUGUUCUACAGACACAAAACAGAACCCAUCCGGUCCCUCUCCUGUCCCACACCACCACCACCACCACCAACAGAUCCCCAGGUUCUUACCCUAACCAGGAAACCAUCGCAGGAAUCUCUCUGCUUCACCAUAUUGGAAAGUUUGCCUUCAGGAGAAUAUAACAAUGACACAGUGGCGGUGGGUCCUACCCCUACCCCUGCCCUGAGACACAGCCUAAGCCUGAGAGAGAGGAGGCUGAGUAACUCCUCAGACUCUGGAGGUCCCCUGCCCCCUGUUCCCCCGCGGCUGAACCGAGGUAUCCCUCCAGCCAUGUUUAGGGGUCCUACACCCACUCCGCCAUCAUCUGGUGGAAGGACUGAACAAAACCAGGACCAGUGUAUGACAACCCCACCUCCGCCAUCCUUAUCCCCCUAUGACAACACUGGAUUCCCCUCUGUGACCACUUCCCCCCCCGGAUCCCCGAUGGAGAUGGUCUCCAAUGAGAUCUACUGUGGCACUUUACCUGGUACUGGAGCUAGUAGUGGACGGAUUCCCUGCAACAUUCCUCAAACACCACCACGUCAAGAGAUCCAUACCACUCCUGACAGAAAUAGGUAGGUCAACGUCUGACUUUAACAUCAUAUACUGUACCUUUUAUAAAGGAGAAAUAUAGGCCUAGACAUCGAAAAGAGAGUAUUGUUUUGUGUAACUAAUGUUUUUGUUUUAUGUGUGUGCAGCACUUUAAGUAACAACUCUUCUGAAUCAUCCCAUGGAGGUAAGUCUACCAAUCCGUUUCUGAAAGUAACCUUACAGAUGGUUUAGUUAGACCUUACCUCUAUGUAUCCUUCAAGCCUAUAAAUGACCCUUGACCUGUUUAAAUCAAGGUUAUUAAAGUUUUGCAUUGCUAAAACUUAACUUUUCGCUUACACUUUAGCAUCCAGUUUAAAUGCUUUAUAACUGGUUAUAAGCAUGUAUGAACCUUUUAUAAUAUCUUAUAACGAGGUUUAUAAUAUGCUAUGUCAUUUCUUCGUCCACCACAGUCCCCAUGGAGGACCCAGAGGAGGAGAUCAGUCCAUAUUGUGAAACAGUCUUCCAGAGCAGACGACCACUGCACCACUCUGAGGUGAGAGUGGAAGGCUGAGGGUGUGUUCCAAUUGACACCCUAUUCCAUAUAUAGUGCACUAUUUUUGACCAGAGCCCAUAGACCUUCCAGGAAAAACAUAAAAUGGUGUCUGAAAUGGCACUAUGGGCCCUAGUCAAAAGUAGUGGCACUAAAUAGAGAGUAGGGUGUCAUUUGGGACAGAGCCUGAGUCUGUUAUCAGGUUACAAGAACCCAUCAGAGUUAUAUUGUGUUUAGUGUUUGUGGUCACAUUGGUUCUCCUGACAUUGAUGAACGUGUUCUCCAUGUUGUGUUCUCAAAGGUGGAAAAGACCGAAAGUGAGGGAAAGACCAGAAUGACAAGAAAGGAGGGAGAGGAUCAUGGGUAAAUUAUUGUGUCUAGAGGAGUGGAUAAUGAGACUGGCUUUCCAAUUAAACAUAACAUCUUCUUACACAACUCUGACUACAGCCACAGAGAGAAAAUAGUCUACUGUAUUUAAAAUAUUAUUUUCUCUCCAUCUUUUCAAUCCAAUGUUGGAACCUUCUACCAGACGCCGUAUUCUCACUCUAGAGAAACCUAAAGAGGCUGGAGUCAAGGUUAUUACAAAUGCAUCAAUCAGUUACAGAGGCUAUCUUUGCACUGCAGGACACCUCAACUCGCCUGGGCCAAACGUCUGUCCCAGGCCCUCCACAGUGAGUCCCAGGGCUACAGCACCGUAGGAGAGGCAGCACCACCCCCUCGCUGCCUCUCCUUACCCCCCAACCUGUACCCCUCGGAGCCGGAUGAGGACCAGACGAUAUCCCCCUACGCUAGCUACACCUCUCUCUCUGAGCCGACUGCUCCCAUCAUCUGUGGCUGGCUGGAUAAGCUAUCACCACAAGGGUAUGCCGGGUCCUGGUCCUGCUCCGGGUCCUGGUCCUGCUCCGGGUCCUGGUCCUGCUCCGGGUCCUCCUUUCCUCCCUCUGUCUUCUCCUCCCUUCUGAGGAACUGUCUCUGUCCUCUCAAACCGGUGUGUCUCCAACGUCUUCCUUCUUCCUUUUCCCCACUGUGUUUCUCCAGUCUGUUUUGGUGUUUCUUGCUAAAUGCUAAACAGUUGAUAUACAGUGCCUUCAGAAAGUAUUCACACUCCACUUUUUCCACAUUUUGUUGUGUUACAGCCUGAAUUUAAAAUAGUUUAAAUUGAGAUUUUGUGUCACUGGCCUACACACAAUACCUCAUAAUGUCAAAGUGGAAUUAUGUUUGCUGAAAUUUUUACUAGUUGAAAUGCUGAAAUGUCUUGAGUAUUCAACCCCUUUGUUAUGGAAAGCCUAAAUAAGUUCAGGAGUAAAAAUGAGCUUAACAAGUCCCAUAAUAAGUUGCAUGGACUUUAACAUAAUAGUGUUUAACAUGAUUUUUGAAUAACUAACUAAUCUCUGUACCCCACACUAUCUGUAAGGUCCCUCAGUCGAGCAGUGAAUUUGAAACACAGAUUCAACCACAAAGACCAGGGAGGUUUUCCAAUGCCUUGCAAAGAAGGGCACCUAUUGGUAGAUGGGUCAAAACAAAAAAGCAGACAUUGAAUAUACCUUUGAGCAUGGUGAAGUUAUUAAUUACACUUUGGAUGGUGUAUACAAUACACCCAGUCACUACAAAGAUACAGGCGUCCUUCAGUUGCCGGAGAGGAAGGAAACCGCUCAGGGAUUUCACCAUGAGGCCAAUGGUGACAUUAAAACAGUUACAGAGUUUAAUGGCUGUGAUAGGAGAAAACUGAGGAUGGAUCAACAUCAUUGUUGUUACUUCACAAUACUAACCUAAAUGGCAGAGUGAAAAGAAGGAAGUCUGUACAGAAUAAAAAUAUGUUUGAAAUAAGGCACUAAAGUAAAAAUGUGGCAAAGCAAUGAACUUUAUGUCCUGAAUAUAAAGCGUUAUGUUUGGGGCAAAUCCAACACAUCACUGAGUACCACUCUUAAUAUUUUCCAGCAUGGUGGUGGCUGCAUCAGGUUAUGGGUAUGCUUGUCAUCGACAAGGGCUAGGGAGUUUUUUUUUUUUUUUGGGGGGGGGGGGGGAUAGAAAUAAAUGUAAUGGAGCUAAGCACAGGCAAAAUCCUAGGGGAAAACCUGGUUCAGUCUGCUGUCCACCAGACACUGGGAGACACUGGAGUUGCUUACCAAGACGACAUUGAAUGUUCCUGAGUGGCCUAGUUACAGUUUUGACUUAAAUCGUCUUGAAAAUCUAUGUCAAAGACUUGAAAAUGUCUGUCUAGCAAGGAUCAACAACCAACUUGACAGAGCUUGACGAAUUUUUUAAAAAAAGAAUGUGAAAAUAUUGUACAAUCCAGGUGUGCAAAGCUCUUAGAGACUUACCCAGAAAGACUCACAGCUGUAAUCGCUGCCAAAGGUGCUUCUACAAAGUAUUGACUCGGGUGUGAAUACAUAUGUAAAUUAGCUGUAUUUCUAAAAACAUUUUUUCACUUUUUCAUUAUGGAGUAUUGUAUGUAGAUGGGUGAGAAAAAAACUAUUCCAUUUGAAAUUCAGGCUGUAACAACAAAAUGCGGAAUAAGUUAAGGGGUAUGAAUACUUUCUGAAGGCACUGUCUCUGCCACGUGUCUGUCCUCUCAAACCGGUGUGUCUCGCACUUCUUCUUCCUUUUCCCCACUGUGUUUCUCCAGUCUGUUUUGGUGUUUCUUGUUAAAUGCUAAACAGUUCAUAUCGGUCGAAACUGAGCUCUUCUUUGCUCUUGAAAUUGUAUAAUAUUUUUCUCCAUUUAAAUCAGUGGUAUGAGAAUCUGAUCAUUUUUGUAUUUGGCAUUCUAGGAACUAUGUAUUCCAGAAACGCUAUGUGAAGUUCGACGGCAAAAAUCUGAUGUACUUCGGCAGUGAAAAGGUAGGCCCUUUUUUUCCUGAAUGAUGGACUGUAUUACAUAUUGAUUGAGAGAACCAGGAUUGUUCAUUACAAUAUCCCUCUUUACAUAUUCUCUCCAAGGACCCGUAUCCCAAAGGAGUGAUUCCUCUGGCUGCGAUACAGAUGGCCCGCAUGGCCAAAGACAAUAAAUUUGAGAUGGUGACAAGUCACAGGACCUUUGUCUUCCGGGCUGAUAACGAAGGUAAACAAAGUACUUAAAAACAGAAAUUAAGGCGCAGUGGUCUAAGGCACUGCAUCGCAGUGCUAGAGGCGUCACUACAGACCCGGGUUCGAUCCCGGGCUCUAUCACAACCGGCCGCGACCGGGAGAUCCACGAGGCGGCGCACAAUUGGCCCAGCGUCGUCCGGGUUAGGGGAGGGUUUGGCCGGCCGGGAUGUCCUUGUCCCAUGCGCUCUAGCGACUCCUUGUGGCGGGCCGGGCGCAUGCACGCUGUCUUCAGUCACCAGCUGUACGGUGUUUCCUCCGACACAUUGGUGCGGCUUCCGGGUUAAGACAUUGGUGCGGCUGGCUUCCGGGUUAAGACAUUGGUGCGGCUGGCUUCCGGGUUAAGACAUUGGUGCGGCUGGCUUCCGGGUUAAGACAUUGGUGCGGCUGGCUUCCGGGUUAAGACAUUGGUGCGGCUGGCUUCCGGGUUAAGACAUUGGUGCGGCUUCCGGGUUAAGCAAGCAGUGUGUCAAGAAGCAGUGCGGCUUGGCGGGGUCGUGUUUCGCAGGAUGCAUGGCUCUCGACCUUCGCCUCUGCCGAGUCCGUACGGGAGUUGCAGCGACGGGACAAGACUGUAACUACCAAUUGGGGAGAAAAAGGGGUAAAAAGUGCCAUUAAAAUUUUUUUUUUUAUAACAGCUAUUAAAAUCUCACACACAAGCAACUACAGACAUUAGUUGGCCCAUUUCUCCACACUUAUCCCAAAGUGUGCACUUUGGGAGAAGUUUUAAAGCUUUGGAUAGGUGUUGUUAAAUCCAAGUGUGGAAGUGCGUACUUGAGGAGAAGAAUGGAGGAUCGGGACAAAGCUAUAGUCCUCAGGGCAGAAACCAACCAUGUGACAACCUCUAUGUUGGACAAAGGUUGACCCAAUAACCUUAUUUUCACUCUGGAGACUCAAAUGUCCCAAUCUAACAAAAAUAGCCUCUGCGAGACAAGAUAGUAUCAGUUACUGUCAUAAACUCAUAGUAGAAACAUCUUGUUUAGGACUUUAUUUUAGGCUACUGAUUCCUCUGGUGUUGACCUAUUAGGGAAUGAUUUGGUAUCAAAAGAUAGUUUCUGGUACAAUUGGUAACUGACUGGUACAAAAGGGUGCUUUGGUUUGAAUCCAUACGACACAAACAAUAAAUUCACCUAUUGUUAUUGUGUAAUUACCAUUUUACCAUGAAACUUUCAUAGUAAAUACCUGGUGUUUUCUGUACCAUAAAAUAGUGGUAAUACCAACCAUCGUCUUUCUACCUGCCCCCCCCCCCCCCCCCCCCCCCCCCUCAGUGCAGAGACAUCAGUGGUGCAGCACCCUACAGGGGAGGGUGAAGGAACAGCUUGUGUUUGGGCGUCCUCGCUUCGGUCCCGGCAGCCACUGUCAGAAGAGUGGUCCUCUGGAGCUCAAAGGGACCAAGUCAAAAGUUUACGUCGCCAUCAAUACAGAACAGGUCUGGGUGUACAAGAGCGAACAGUGUUUUCGGAAUGGGAUAGGAAUCACGUUGAUAGAGGCCAGAGGGGCUACGAUCAGAGACGGCAAAGGAAAAAGCUUUGACCUCAUCACCCCUUACAAAACAUUCAGGUGCGUGUUUUACUGACAUGGUAAUAACACAAAAAAUAAAGUCAGUUCAUCAUGAACUUUCCUGCACUGCUGUUUUCUGAAUCCCUGAAAAAAAAAAAACUAGUUUUUGAUUUGAUUGUCCCUGUAGUUUCACGGCUGAGUCUGAGCGGGAGAAGAAGGACUGGAUGGAGUCUGUACAGGAGUCCAUAGCAGAGACCCUGUCCGACUACGAGGUGGCUGAGAAGAUCUGGUCCAACAGGUUUAAUAAGAUCUGUGCUGACUGCAAAGCCGUCAACCCUGACUGGGCCUCCAUAAACCUCUGUGUUGUCAUCUGUAAGAACUGUGCAGGUGAGACAGUGUUUCCCCUGCUAUUGUAUAGGUGGGGCGGGCUCACCCCUCCCUUGCUCUGUUGCCCCUUGCCUAAAAGAGUGUGGUUUCAGCGAAACAGCGCCUGAAUAUCCUGUUGCAAACACCAAUACCAAUGUCUAGUGCCAGGAGAGUGAUUGUCGUGGUCCUUUGUCCCUUUUCCCCUGCAGGUCAACACAGAGGUCUGGGGACUAUGGUGUCUAAAGUGCAGAGCCUGAAACUGGACACCAGCGUGUGGAGCAAUGAGAUCGUGCAGGUGAGAAGAAAGAGAAGUGUUCUUCAGGGAAGGGGGAUGGAGAGAGUCAGGGGGAAAUGCUCACGUUUAUUUUAUUCAAGUGGCAAAAUAUUUUCCAGGAUACUGAAAUGAGUUUGUUUUGUUGUGUAUCAACUGUGAAUAUACUAAAGGCCCUCAUGAGUUCUGAUGAUUCUGUGUUUGUGUUCGUCAGCUCUUCAUAAUGCUGGGGAACGACCGAGCCAAUGAGUUCUGGGCGGCCAGGCUAUCUCCAGCCGACGAGUUAGACCGUGACGCCACACCAGACCAGCGGAGGGAGUUUAUCAUCCACAAGUACCGUGAGGGGCGCUACCGACACCCCCACCCCAACUUCAACACACAGGAGGAGCUCCUUAAGGUACAGUAACACAAAUUGUAUAGAUUUUCAAAUGUAAAGCUGCUAUAAGAGGAUCCAAAGGACAUGUGGGGUGUUGUAUAGGCUAUAUUAUCAUAAACCCUUUAUUAUUAUUAUUAUUAUUAUUAUUAUUAUUAGUCUACGACUGGACAACAUUUCUAGUUUGUUAUGAAGGAAAAACUAAAUGACUAUCUGUCUUAACGGCCUUGGCUGGCUGCUGAGCCUCUCAGUAAAAACACAUGGCUGGACACUACCCUUACGGAAAAAACACAUUCAUUUCAUUUGAUCACAUGUGAAGUGUUCCAAAAACACAUCUAGUCUAAAUGCGUACCCUUACAGAAAAAAAACACAUGAUUUCACAUUAAAAUUCACUUUUGAAAUCAUGUGAUUUUCCACAUGUGAAAUCAUGUGUUUUUUCUGUUAAGGUUACACAUUUAGGCUAGAUGGUAUUGGUGGUAUUUCUAGUAUCUGUAAGCUAUGCUGGAGUUUAACUUAGGGCAUAGCUGCCUGUAGCUAGCAUGCAUCCAGACAUGUACCCCAACAAUAAGGACAUGGAAUGUGCUUUGAAACUAAAACAAUUAGAGAAAAGCCAAGUGACAUUUACUCCUGAUGUACUGACCUGUUGCAACCUCCUGUGACGACGUGUGAAAGAAGGAGUCCGGCGCAGGAGGUAAAAUACAGAAGUCCAGAGUUUAAUCCGUUUGCAUAAAUCAAACACCCCAAGCGUCAAUCGAAACUGUACAAGGGAAAACAUCCACCUUGGCAAAUAACACAGUGAAAUGUAGCUCAACCAAGCUACAUGCUCUCACAACAAAACAAUCACUCACAAAGACAAGGGGAACAGAGGGGAACACUUAGUAUGUGUAUAAUUAGGGGAAUGAGCACCAGGUGUGUGUGAUUGACAAGACAUGACAAGUGGAGUGAUGAGAAUGGGAUCGGCAGUAGCUAGUACUCCGGUGACGACGAACGCCGAAGCCUGCCCGAACCAGGGGGGGGGGCAGCCUCGGCGGAAGUCGUGACAGUACCCCCCACCCCCUGAUGCGCGGCUCCAGCAUUGCGUUGACCCCGGCCUCGGGGACGGCCAGGAGGAUAAACCAACGAGUCGGAUGGCAACGGUGGAAAUCCCUCAACAGGGAGGGAUCGAGGAUGUCCCGGUCAGGGUUGGCCUUCUGACGACGCACGGCGCGCUGGAGGCGAACGUGGGCAGUGUCCCAAGUCUCCUCCGCGCGCCGAAACUAGUCAUCCACCGUGGGAGCCUCGGUCUGGCUCUGGUGCCACGGUACCAGGACAGGUUGGUACCCCAAAACACAUUGAAGGGUGUUAGGUUAGUGGAGGAGUGGCGGAGAGAGUUCUGAGCAUAUUCUGCUCAUGGCAGGAACACCGACCACUCCCCCGGCCGGUCCUGACAGUAGGUCCGCAGGAACCUACCCACAUCUUGAUUCACCCUUUCCACCUGCCCAUUGCUCUCUGGGUGAAAACCAGAGGUCAGGCUGACCGAGACCCCCAGACGUUCCAUGAACGCCUUCCAGACUCUAGACGUGAACUGCGGACCUCAGUCGGACACUAUAUCCUCUGGUACCCCGUAGUGCCAGAAGACGUGUGUAAACAGAGCCUCCGCAGUUUGUAGGGCCGUGGGGAGACUGGGCAGAGGAAGGAGGCGGCAGGACUUUGAAAGCGGUCCACAACGACCAGGAUCGUGGUGUUACCUUGGGAGGGGGGAAGAUCAGUGAGAAAAUCAAUACUCAGGUGAGACCAUGGUCGUUGUGGAACUGGUAAAGGUUGUAGCUUGCCCGCUGGGAGGUGCCUAGGUGCCUUACUCUGGGCGCACACUGAGCACGAGGAAACAUACACCCUCACGUCCUUAGCCAAGGUAGGCCACCAGUACUUCUCGGUCAGGCAGCGCAUUGUACGACCGAUACCUGGAUGACCAGAGGAGGGUGACGUGUGUUCCCAGUAGAUCAGACGAUCACGGAUAAGCGCAGGCACGUACUGCAGCCCAGCUGGACACUGCGGUGGAGAUGGAUCUGUGCAUAAUGCCUGUGCUAUAUCUGCGUCCAUCGCCCAUACUACCGGCGCCACAAUGCAUGAGGCCGGGAGUAUGGGGGUGUUGUCUCUGGGCCUCUCCUCUGUGUCAUACAGCCGAGACAGUGCGUCUGCCUUCACGUUCUUCGUACCUGGAAUGUAUGAGAGUGUGAAAUCAAACCGGGUGAAGAAGAGGGCCCACCUGGCCUGGUGAGGAUUCAGCCUCCUCGCUGCCCGAAUGUACUCCAGGUUACGGUGGUCUGUCCAGACGAGGAAAGGGUGUUUUGCCCCUUCGAGACAAUGUCUACACACCGUCAAGGCUCGGACAACAGCCAACAGCUCCCGAUCACCAACGUCGUAGUUCUGCUCCGCCGGGCUGAGCUUCUUAGAAAAGAAGGCACAGGGGCGGAGCUUGGGUGGCGUGUCCGAGCGUUGGGAUAAGACAGCUCCUAUCCCAACCUCGGACACAUCCACCUCCACUAUGAACGGUAGUGAUGAAUCGGGGUGAGCCAGUACCGGGGCUGAGAUGAACAGACCCCGCAAUCUACUGAAUGCCAAAUCAGCCUCAGCAGACCAGCGGAGCCGGGACGGCCCACCCUUCAACAAGGAGGUAAUGAGAGCUGCGACCUUGCCAAAACCCUGAAUAAACCUUCAAUAGUAGUUGGCAAAGCCAAGGAAGCGCUGCACCUCCGUUACCGUGGUUGGAGUCGGCCAAUUACGCACGGCUGCAAUGCGGUCUCCCUCCAUCUCCACACCUGUGGUGGUAAUGCGAUAUCCGAGGAAGGAGAUUGACUGCUGGAAAAACGUACACGUCUCUGCCUUGGCAUAAAGAUCAUUUUCCAGCAGUCGGACCAGUACUUUGCGAACCAGGGACACAUGCUCGGCGCACGUAGCGGAAUAAACCAGGAUGUUAUCGAUGUAGACCACCACACCACGACCAAGCAUGUCCCGAAACACCUCGUUCACAAAGGACUGGAAAACGGAUGGAGCAUUCAUCAAACCGUAGGGCAUCACCAGGUAUUCAUAAUGCCCCGAGGUUGUGCUGAAUGCUGUUUUCCACUCAUCCCCUUCACGAAUACGCACCAGGUUGUAGGCACUCCUGAGGUCUAAUUUGGUGAAAAAAACUGGCCCCAUGCAUUGACUUAAUCACUGAAAGAAUGAGGGGAAGAGGAUAACUAAAUCGUACCGUCACAUUAUUCAGUGGUCGAUAAUCAAUGCACGGGCGUAAACCACCAUCUUUCUUCUUCACAAAGAAGAAACUCGAGGAGGCAGGGGAAGUGGAGGGACGUACAUACCCCUGGCGCAGGGACUCGGUGAUGUAUAUUUCCAUAGCCUCCGUUUCAGCCUGCGACAGGGGAUACACAUGACUCCUGGGAGGUACAGCGUCUACCCGAAGGUUUAUCGUGCAAUCCCCCUCCCGAUGAGGUGGUAAUUUAGUCGCUUGCAUCUUGGAAAACGUGAGCGCCAGAUCAUGGUAUUCGGGGGGAAUGCGCACGGUGGGGGUACCGUCUGGACUUUCCACCGUGGUCGCACCAACGGAAACACCUAGACACCUACACGGACACUCACGCGACCGCCCCGUAAGAACCCUCUGCGGCCAUGAGAAAUUGGGGUUGUGAAGGGCUAACCACGGGAUACUCAAGACUACAGGGUAAGCAGGAGACUCAAUAAUCAUAAAGGUGAUCUGCUCAACAUGUGUCUCCUGCGUAAUCAUGGUGACUGGUACAGUAACUUCCUUAACCAACCCGGACCCUAAUGGUCGACUAUCUAGUGCUCUGAUGGGGAGUGGAAUGGUUAGGGGAACCAAUGAAAUUGCCUUGACGGUGUGCAAAUGCCCUGUCCAUAAAAUUCCCAGCUGCGCCUGAAUCGACUAGCGCCUUACACUGGGAAACUACCAGGUGAUCGGGAAAGGAGAUAGAUAAAGUACAGUGUGCCGCAAAGGGUUCUGAACAAGUUUGGGUGUUCGUUACCUGGGGUGAUGCGUGGGUACCCUGCCUACUGCCUCCAGACCCAAAGGAACGUUGACUGCGACGUGAGGUGGAUUGUCCCUUCGUGCCACCAGAGUGGCACUGUCGCUGUCCUCCUGCGCUCUCUCGACCGGCGGCUCCCCCCAGCUCCAUCUGCUCGGGGUCAGAGUCGUCCGGAAUGGGAACGGGCAGACCCCUAGCAGGACGUCCUCUGGCUGCUAGCAGAUUGUCCAGCCGGAUGGUCAUGUCCACCAGUUGGGAGAACGAUAGCAUGGCAUCCCGGCAGGCUAGCUCCCGUCGGACGUCCUCCCUUAGGUGGCACCGGAAAUGGUCUAUCAGGGCCCGCUCGUUCCACCCGGACCCCGCUGCCAGCAUCCGGAACUCCAGCGCGUAGUCCUGAGCGGUCCUCGUCCCCCAGAUGAACCAGUCAUUCGCCCGCCUCUCGACCCUCAGGCGGGUGAUCAAAAACGGCCCGAAAGAGGUGAGCAAACUCCCCGAAGUUCUCCAACGCGGUGCCUCCCUCGUUCCACACCGCGUUGGCCCACUCCAGGGCUCUCCCACAAAGGCAGGAAACGAGGACGGAUACCUUCUCCCACUCCCGGGGCUCCGGCCCGACUUCCGCCGAGGCUGCCCCCUGAACCAGGAGGGAGGGGGGGCAGUCUCGGCGGAAGUCGUGACACCUCUAUUAUUUGACCCUGCUGGUCAUCUAUGAACGUUUGAACAUCUUGGAGAAAAAUCUGGCCUUAAUGGCAAUGUACUGUUAUAAUCUCCACCCGGCACAGCCAGAAGGGGACUGGCCACCCCUCAGAGCCUGGUUCCUCUCCAGGGGUCUUCCUAGGUUUCUGCCUUUCUAGGGAGUUUUUCCUAGCCACCAUGCUUCUACAUCUGCAUUGCUUGCUGUUUGGGGUUUUAGGCUGGGUUUCUGUAUAUCACUUUGUGACAUCUGCUGAUGUAAAAAGGGCUUUAUAAAUAAAAUGUGAUUGAUUGAUUGAUAGAAUAGAUAAAAGGGGGGCAGUUGAAUGGAGAGGGGACUUUUUGGAAUUUGGGCUGAAUGUCUGUCCCUGUGGCUGUGGAUUAUUUUAAUGGUGCGUACAUGCCGAGUGUGUGUGUGUGUCCUCUCUGUGUGUGUGCGUCAGCCUAAUGUGUCCCCCUCUCUCUCUGCCCUGCAGGUUCUGUGUACUGCUGUGACUAAGCAGAACCUGCUGAAGACGGUCACCCAGAUCUUCACCGAGGCAGAGGCUGUCCGGGCCCGCCUCGCUGACUCUAAUGAAUACGACAAGCAUCUGUCUCAGGAAUACUCCCAUUCAGAGGGCACCUCAGGUAAGGCAGGGGACAGGCUUUAUUUGCCUGCUAGACCUUUUCUGCAUUACGUGACUAUUACAUGACUAUUACGUGACUAUUACGUGACUAUUACAUGACUAUUACAUGACUGUUACGUGACUAUUACACGACUAUCAUGCGACCAUUACAUGACUGUUACAUGACUAUUACAUGACUAUUACAGGACUAUUACAUGACUGUUACAUGACUAUUACAUGACUAUUACAUGACUGUUACAUGACUAUUACAGGACUAUUACAUGACUGUUACAUGACUAUUACAGGACUAUUACAUGACUAUUACGUGACUGUUACGUGACUGUUACGUGACUGUUACGUGACUGUUACGUGACUGUUACGUGACUGUUACGUGACUGUUACGUGACUAUUACGUGACUGUUACGUGACUGUUACGUGACUGUUACGUGACUGUUACGUGACUAUUACGUGACUGUUACAUGACUAUUACGUGACUAUUACGUGACUAUUACGUGACUAUUACGUGACCAUGCAGUAUAAAGUAGUGUGCUCAGAAGCCCUAUGGAUAUGGAUUUCAAGUAAUUACAGCAGGGUUCAUGGUUUGGAUGGUUAUCAUCAAAGCAUGUGUCUGUCCUGUCUGUGAAAUCUAUACAUACAUUUAUAUUUCUGUGUUUUUGAUUGAAUUUCAUUUAAGAGUUCUGUGAAAUUAUAUAAAACGUAGAGCUAUUUCACCGAGGGUGCUUUUUGCUCUGUGAUGGGAGUGUCUUAGUGUUUACCGAGCUACCCCUUUUCGGGAGGUUUUUAGUGUUUUGUGCUGUUUUGUGUAUCCUGGAACCAUGUGCUAGCCGAGCCAGAGCCUUCGUGAUGAAACAGUUUGGUCUUCCUCUGUAUGUUGACCUCUAGUGUUGUUGGAUUAACAGAUGAACCGAGUUCACGCCAUCUCUGUUGAAACAGUACAACUAGAACACUGGAGGGAAAACGUAUUGAAAAACAGAAACAUUUAUAAACAUCCGCAUUUCAAUUCAUAAGCGUUCAUCACAUUUCUAAUAAUUUAUAAAGUACGUAUCGUCUUGUAAAUGCAUUUAUAAUGGCUUAUUCAUUAAAGUUACUAUAAAGUUUGACUUAAUGUUUUGCUCUGUUUGCCUAGACCCCCAACGUGAUGGCUAGACUCAAAACAUCUCAAUGUCUUCCUAAUGUUGUUUCUGAUGUAGACCCUGGUGUGUAUGAUGAGAUUAUGCAGGCUGUGCUGCACUCCGGCUACCUCUACAAGUCGGCCUCAAUGAAAAAAGGGACGUUAUCCAGGAAAACCCGAGAAGGUAGGCUAUUGUGUGUGUGUGUGUUGGCGGGUGCUAACAGCGCACCACUUGGCACGGGUUGAAUAGAGGAAUGCUGCCUCCUCAGUAACAUCAGCAUAAAGGCCCUGAAGAGAACAAAGCACUUUUAUAGGACCAAAUACUGACUGGGCCAAUACUGCUCUGUUAGGAAAUACACUACCCACUGUUUAUGGCUGGAGUCUCUCUACGGUAAAACAGAGCGCUGUGAUUUAGAAGUUACUCAUAGUUACUUGUAGUUUCUUUCCCUUUUAAAAACACAGCCCAUCAUAAAAAUUCCUAAUGUUAUUUUAUUUAGAAAGGAAACUCGAUUAACCGGCUUCUUCACAUUUGUUCGCGCAAAUAGCCGACGGAUGAACGAGAUUCCGAAGUAUGGCAACGCGAGACUAUUUAGAAAGUAACAGCCCGGAUUUUUGUUCUUAUUUGCCCCCCAGAUUUCCAGAAGUACUGGUGCACGGUGGAAAGGUCUCUUCUGUUCUAUGAGUCUGACCGAUGUCCUGAUCCUAGCAUGAAGAUCAACGUCAAAGACAUCCUCUGUCUGGGGGUCAGCAGGCCGGACUCCUGCAACAACAACGGCUUCAUUGACAGGUUAGAGGACCAAUCAUGGCAUAGUAGCUGAUGAAGGUUGUCAAUCAAUACUGUCUACUUCAAACACGUGGAAAAUAUACAUUUAGCAUGAAAUGGUUAUAUCACUGCCACUCAAUGUACAGGUAUCUACCAACUAGCGUUGAUCUAGUGCCCUUCUCUUAUGUUCCUGUGUCUCGUUGUAGGUUUCUCUAUACGUUUGAACUGUACUUGUCCUCGGAGAAGCUCUAUCAGUUUGGAUUGGAAACUCCUGAGGCACUGCAAUGUUGGUCCAAGGCCAUCGGCAAGGUAUGAUAUUAUCUUCUAUCCCAGAAGAGUGCAAGGCCUGUACACUGAUAAUGCCAAUUCUCAGCUUUAAUGAUUAUAGUAAGAGCUCUUUCAGCUCUGAACGUUGUAAUGUCCUAUGCGUACUUAAGGGGAGGGGUUACAGUGAAGUGUUCCCUCCGUUCUGACUAACACCUUCUAUGUACUAGCCUGGUACGUGUCUGUUCAGUGUUCCCUCCUGUACUUUAACCACUUCCUGUGUUCCCUUCCUCAGGCCGCCACACCUUUAAGCUGCCACUGCCUGCUAGCGAGGGCGUUUGAGCGGGUGGGAGUGCUGCGCUACAAGGCCAUGCGAGACCCUUCUCAGUGGAAAGAGGGAUAUUUUGUCCUUCAGAAGUCUAACCUCUUCAUCUGCCCUGGGAACGAUGGAGCAGCUGAGGACAUUAUCAACCUUAAACGUCUGCAAGAGCUCAGUGAGUCUCCUGUCCUGACCAAAGCUUUACUGGGCACUGUGUGAUAAUGUAGUUGCUCAAAUACCGUUUGGUAACUCUUCACUGAAACAUUGACCAUGUUAUGAUGAAUGAUUUGGUCCAUCUUCCAUUUCUUCUGUGCUUGUCUCCUAGGUAUAGUAACUGAGAACCAAAACCAUGAGAAGAAGGAAAUUCUGGUUUUGGUUGAAAAAGGAAGGUUGGUUUUCAGUCUCUUCCUUUUCUCAUCCAGUACAUACUGUAUAUAAUUACACAGUAUGUCAACAUAUCAUGGCUAGUUUGGCGCCUAAAGUAUACCCAGCUAGGGGUGGAAUUGGUGGGGAAUGCGUGGGGAUGAAAAUAAUUCUACCAUGUAAAAUAGUUUUGUUGGAGCUGGAUUCAGAGUGAUUUUCUCUGAACCUUCACCUCUUGAGUAUCGACAUGUCUUCCCCCCCCCCCCCCAGGACGCUGCACCUCCAGGGGAUGGGUCGGUUAGACUUCUCCCUGUGGUACGCAGACAUCCAGAGAGCUGCUGGAGGGAAGGGCAACACCCUGAGAGAACAGCAGCUCAGCAGGAAUGACAUCCCCAUCAUUGUAGACAGCUGCAUCGCCUUCAUCACUCAAUAUGGUGAGGGAGGAGUCUGGAUAUUCCAUUCCAUUCCAUUAUAGCAAAGGAUAGAGGAUUCUGCGUUAGCAAUGACAAAAUGGCACAUUUUCCAGUGAUCUUGUGGAUCCAUGAUAGGAUCCAUAGCAUUUGAUGCAUUUUCAGUGGAGGUAAUCCUCUAUAUUCAAGUAUACAAUACCAAUAUCUAUAAAGGGGUUCAUAAAUAGUUAAUCAAUUCAUUAUAACGCUGCAGUGGCCUGUGCACAGUAGGGUUUAUUUUCCCAGUUUACUUUACGCCAGCCAGAGACAGGAAAUACUAGCUGAUGACUGAUGUACAGGAUCUGAUCUGUGAUCUGCUCGUCAGGUCUGGGUCAUGAGGGGAUCUACAGGAAGAACGGAGCCACGUCCAGGAUCAAGCUACUGAUGGAGGAGUUCAGGAACGAUGCUCGGAACGUCAAGCUCCGGAUCGGGGAUAACUUCAUAGAGGACGUGACUGACGUGUUGAAGAGGUUCUUCAGGGAGAUAGACGACCCCAUCUUCAUGGCUGACCUGCAUCCACUAUGGAAGGAGGCUGUCAGUAAGUACAGGUGUCUCUUGCAACAAAAGAGAUUGAAUCUCAAUGAGACUAACCUGUAUUAAUAAAGGUUAUUAUCACAGACAGCACAAAUAUGAAGCUACUAUUUUGUGUCUCUGACUUAAUCACUCGACCUAGUCCUCUUGGUCCCCUCAGAAUUAUAGGGCUUCCACCAAGCUGUUUCACUGGUACUCGUCAGGAUGUACCACAACGUAUCCUUUUGAAAUCUAACUGGUUCCUGUUUGUCCCUUUUUAUAGGAACAGCCAAGGAUAAGAGCCAGCGUCUGGACAGAUACAAGGAGAUCAUCCGUAGUUUACCCAGAGUCAACAGGACGACUCUGGCUGCUCUCAUCAGCCACCUCUACAGGUCAGUAUAGCCCCAGGGUUAACAGGACUCUCAUCAGCCCUCUACAGGUCAGUAUAGCCUCAGGGUUAACAGGACUCUCAUCAGCCCUCUACAGGUCAGUAUAGCCCCAGGGUUAACAGGACUCUCAUCAGCCCUCUACAGGUCAGUAUAGCCCCAGGGUUAACAGGACUCUCAUCAGCCCUCUACAGGUCAGUAUAGCCUCAGGGUUAACAGGACUCUCAUCAGCCCUCUACAGGUCAGUAUAGCCUCAGGGUUAACAGGACUCUCAUCAGCCCUCUACAGGUCAGUAUAGCCCCAGGGUUAACAGGACUCUCAUCAGCCCUCUACAGGUCAGUAUAGCCCCAGGGUUAACAGGACUCUCAUCAGCCCUCUACAGGUCAGUAUAGCCCCAGGGUUAACAGGACUCUCAUCAGCCCUCUACAGGUCAGUAUAGCCCCAGGGUUAACAGGACUCUCAUCAGCCCUCUACAGGUCAGUAUAGCCCCAGGGUUAACAGGACUCUCAUCAGCCCUCUACAGGUCAGUAUAGCCUCAGGGUUAACAGGACUCUCAUCAGCCCUCUACAGGUCAGUAUAGCCUCAGGGUUAACAGGACUCUCAUCAGCCACAUCUACAGGUCAGUAUAGCCCCAGGGUUAACAGGACUCUCAUCAGCCCUCUACAGGUCAGUAUAGCCUCAGGGUUAACAGGACUCUCAUCAGCCCUCUACAGGUCAGUAUAGCCCCAGGGUUAACAGGACUCUCAUCAGCCCUCUACAGGUCAGUAUAGCCUCAGGGUUAACAGGACUCUCAUCAGCCCUCUACAGGUCAGUAUAGCCCCAGGGUUAACAGGACUCUCAUCAGCCCCCUCUACAGGUCAGUAUAGCCCCAGGGUUAACAGGACUCUCAUCAGCCCUCUACAGGUCAGUAUAGCCCCAGGGUUAACAGGACUCUCAUCAGCCCUCUACAGGUCAGUAUAGCCCCAGGGUUAACAGGACUCUCAUCAGCCACAUCUACAGGUCAGUAUAGCCUCAGGGUUAACAGGACUCUCAUCAGCCACCUCUACAGGUCAGUAUAGCCCCAGGGUUAACAGGACUCUCAUCAGCCCUCUACAGGUCAGUAUAGCCCCAGGGUUAACAGGACUCUCAUCAGCCCUCUACAGGUCAGUAUAGCCUCAGGGUUAACAGGACUCUCAUCAGCCCUCAAGUCAGUAUAGCCCAGGGUUAAACAGACUCUCAUCAGCCCUCUACAGUCGUAUAGCCUCAGGGUUAACAGGAUCUCAUCAGCCACAUCUACAGUCAGUAUAGCCCCAGGUUACAGACUCUCAUUCAGCCCUCUACAAAGGGCAGUAUAGCCCCAGGGUACAGGACUCUCUCACCUCUCGUCUAUAGCCUCAUGGGUUCAGGAACUCUCUCAGCCACAUCUAUAGGUCAUAUAGCCUCGGUUAACAGGACCUCAUCAGCCCUCUACAGGGCAGUAUAGCCCCAGGGUUAACAUGGAGCUCUCAUCAGCCACAUCUACAGGGCAGUAAGCCCCAAAGGUUACAGGACUCCCCAUCAGCCCUCUACAGGUCAGUAAUAGCCCCAGGUUAAAAGACUCUCAUAGCCCUCUACAGGGAAUUUCCUCAGGUUAACAGACUCUCAUCAGCCUUACGGUCAGUAUAGCUCCAGGUUACAGGGCUACUUAUCCGCCCCCUCUACAGGCAGUAUAGCCUCAGGUUAACAGACUCUCAUCAGCCCCCUCUACGUCAGUAUAGCCCCAGGGUUAACAGGACCCCAUCACCUUACAGGUCAGUAUAGCCCGAGUUAACAGGACUCUCAUCAGCCCUCUAAGGUCAGUAAGCCUCAGGGUUAACAGACCUCUCACCCUCUACAGGUCAGUUAGCCUGGGUUACAGGACUCUCAUCAGCCCUACAGUCAGUAUACCUCAGGUUACAGUACUCUCAUCAGCCCUCUAGGUAUAUGCCUCAGGGUUUAACAGGACUCUCAUCAGCCCUCUACAGGUCAGUAUAGCCUCAGGGUUAACAGGACUCUCAUCAGCCCUCUACAGGUCAGUAUAGCCCCAGGGUUAACAGGACUCUCAUCAGCCCUCUACAGGUCAGUAUAGCCCCAGGGUUAACAGGACUCUCAUCAGCCCCCUCUACAGGUCAGUAUAGCCCCAGGGUUAACAGGACUCUCAUCAGCCACAUCUACAGGUCAGUAUAGCCUCAGGGUUAACAGGACUCUCAUCAGCCCUCUACAAGGUCAGUAUAGCCCCAGGGUUAACAGGACUCUCAUCAGCCCUCUACAGGUCAGUAUAGCCCCAGGGUUAACAGGACUCUCAUCAGCCCUCUACAGGUCAGUAUAGCCUCAGGGUUAACAGGACUCUCAUCAGCCACAUCUACAGGUCAGUAUAGCCCCAGGGUUAACAGGGACUCUCAUCAGCCCUCUACAGGUCAGUAUAGCCCCAGGGUUAACAGGACUCUCAUCAGCCCUCUACAGGUCAGUAUAGCCCCAGGUUAACAGGACUCUCAUCAGCCACAUCUCAGUCAGUAUACCUCGGGUUAACAGGACUCUCAUCAGCCACCUCUACGUCAGUAAUAGCCUCAGGGUUAACAGGACUCUCAUCAGCCACAUCUAUAGGUCAGUAUAGGCUCAGGGUUAACAGGACUCUCAUCACCACAUCUACAGGUCAGUAUAGCCUCAGGGUUAACAGGACUCUCAUCAGCCACAUCUACAGGUCAGUAUAGCCCCAGGGUUAAAAGGACUCUUUAUCAGCCCCCUACAGGGCAGUAUACCUCAGGUUAACAGGACUCUCAUCAGCCCUCUACAGGUCAGUAUAGCCUCAGGGGUUUAAAAGGACUCUCAUCAGCCAUCUACAGGUCAUAUAGCUCCCGGGUUAACAGACUCUCAUCAGCCCCUCUACAGGUCAGUAUAGCCUCAGGGGUUAACAGGACUCUCAUCACAGCCCCCUCUACAGGUCAGUAUAGCCCCAGGGUUAACAGGACUCUCAUCAGCCCUCUACAGGUCAGUAUAGCCCCAGGGUUAACAGGACUCUCAUCAGCCCCUCUACAGGUCAGUAUAGCCUCAGGGUUAACAGGACUCUCAUCAGCCCUCUACAGGUCAGUAUAGCCUCAGGGUUAACAGGACUCUCAUCAGCCCUCUACAGGUCAGUAUAGCCUCAGGGUUAACAGACUCUCAUCAGCCCUCUACAGGUCAGUAUAGCCCCAGGGUUAACAGGACUCUCAUCAGCCCCUCUACAGGUCAGUAUAGCCCCAGGUUAACAGGACUCUCAUCAGCCCCCUCUACAGGUCAGUAUAGCCCCAGGGUUAACAGGACUCUCAUCAGCCACAUCUACAGGUCAGUAUAGCCUCAGGGUUUAACAGGACUCUCAUCAGCCCUCUACAGGUCAGUAUAGCCCCAGGGUUAACAGGACUCUCAUCAGCCCUCUACAGGUCAGUAAGCCUCAGGGUUAACAGGACUCUCAUCAGCCCUCUACAGGUCAGUAUAGCCCCAGGGUUAACAGGACUCUCAUCAGCCCUCUACAGGUCCGUAUAGCCUCAGGGUUAACAGGACUCUCAUCAGCCCUCUCUAUAGGUCAGUAUAGCCCCAGGGUUAACAGGACUCCUCAUCAGCCCUCUACAGGUCAGUAUAGCCCCAGGGUUAACAGGACUCUCAUCAGCCCUCUACAGGUCAGUAUAGUCCCAGGGUUUAACAGGACUCUCAUCAGCCACAUCUACAGGUCAGUAUAGCCUCAGGGUUAACAGGACUCUCAUCAGCCCUCUACAGGUCAGUAUAGCCCCCAGGGUUAACAGGACUCUCAUCAGCCCUCUACAGCGUCAGUAUAGACCCCAGGGUUAACAGGACUCUCAUCAGCCCUCUACAGGUCAGUUAUUAGCCCCCAGGGUUAACAGGACUCUCAUCAGCCCUCUACAGGUCAGUAUAGCCUCAGGGUUAACAGUGACUCUCAUCAGCCCUCUACAGGUCAGUAUAGCCUCAGGGUUAACAGGACUCUCAUCAGCCCCCUCUACAGGUCCAGAUAGCACCAGGGUUACAGGACUCUCAUCAGCCACAAUCUACAGGUCAUUAUAGCCAUCAGGGUUAACAGGACUCUCAUCAGCCCUCUACAGGUCAGUAUCGCCCCCGGGUUAACAGGACUCUCAUCAGCCCUCUACAGGUCAGUAUAGCCCCAGGGUUAAACAGGACUCUCAUCAGCCCUCUACAGGUCAGUAGUAUGCCUCAGGGUUAACAGGACUCUCAUCAGCCACAUCUACAGGUCAGUAUAGCCCCAGGGUUAACAGGACUCUCAUCCAGCCCUCUACAGGUCAGUAUAGCCCCAGGGUUAAACAGACUCUCAUCAGCCCUCUACAGGUCAGUAUAGCCCCAGGGUUAACAGGACUCUCAUCAGCCACAUCUACAGGUCAGUAUAGCCUCAGGGUUAACAGGACUCUCAUCAGCCACCUCUACAGGUCAGUAUAGCCUCAGGGUUAACAGGACUCUCAUCAGCCACAUCUAUAGGUCAGUAUAGCCUCAGGGUUAACAGGACUCUCAUCAGCCACAUCUACAGGUCAGUAUAAGCCUCAGGGUUAACAGGACUCUCAUCAGCCACAUCUACAGGUCAGUAUAGCCCAGGGUUAACAGGACUCUCAUCAGCCCUCUACAGGUCAGUAUAGCCUCAGGGUUAACAGGACUCUCAUCAGCCCUCUACAGUCAGUAUAGCCUCAGGUUAACAGGAACUCUCAUCAGCCAUCUACAGGUCAGUAUAGCUCCAGGGUUGUUAACAGGACCUCAUCAUCAGCCCCCUCUACAGGUCAGUAUAGCCUCAGGGUUAACAGGACUCUCAUCAGCCCCCUCUACAGGUCAGUAUAGCCCCAGGGUUAACAGGACUCUCAUCAGCCCUCUACAGGUCAUAUAGCCCCAGGGUUAACAGGACUCUCAUCAGCCCCCUCUACAGGUCAUUAUAGCCUCAGGGUUAACAGACUCUCAUCCAGCCUCUACAGGUCAGUAUAGCCUCAGGGUUAACAGGACUCCUCAUCAGCCCUCUACAGGUCAGUAUAGCCUCAGGGUUAACAGGAUCUCAUCAGCCCCUCUACAGGUCAGUAUAGCCCCAGGGUUAACAGGACUCUCAUUUAGCCCUCUACAGGUCAGUAUAGCCCCAGGUUAACAGGACUCUCAUCAGCCCCCUCUACAAAUUCAGUAUAGCCCCAGGUUAACAGGACUCCAUCAGCCACAUCUACAGGUCAGUAAACCUCAGGUUACAGACUCUCAAACACCCCCUACAGGUCCAUAUAGCCCCAGGUUUUAACAGGAUCUCAUCAGCCCUCUAAGUCAUAUAAGCCUCAGGUUAACAGGACUCUUUAUCAGCCCUCUACAGGUAGUAUAGCCCCAGGGUUAAACAGACUCUCAUCAGCCCUCUACAGGUCAGUAUGCCUCAGGUUAACAGACUCUCACAGCCUCUUAUAGGUCAUAUAGCCCAGGGUUAACAAAGGGUCUAACAGCCCUCUACAGGUCUUAGCCCAGGGUUAAAGGAUCUAUCAGCCUCACAGGGAGGAAAACCAGGGUUAACAGGACUCUCAAUCAGCCACAUCUACAGGUCAGUAUAGCCUCAGGGUUAACAGGACUCUCAUCAGCCCUCUACAGGUCAGUAUAGCCCCCAGGGUUAACAGGACUCUCAUCAGCCCUCUACAGGUCAGUAUAGCCCAGGGUUAACAGGACUCUCAUCACCCUCUACAGGUCAGUAUAGCCCCCAGGUUAACAGACUCUCAUCAGCCCUCUACAGGUCAGUAUAGCCUCAGGGUUAACAGGACUCUCAUCAGCCCUCUAACAGGUCAGUAUAGGCCCCAGGGUUAACAGGACUCUCAUCAGCCCUCUACAGGGUCAGUAUAGCCUCAGGGUUAACAGGACUCUCAUCAGCCACAUCUACAGGUCAGUAUAGAAGCCUCAGGGUUAACAGGACUCUCAUCAGCCCUCUACAGGUCAGUAUAAGCCCCAGGGUUAACAGGACUCUCAUCAGCCACAUCUACAGGUCAGUAUAGCCCCAGGGUUAACAGGACUCUCAUCAGCCCCUCUACAGGUCAGUAUAGCCCCAGGGGUUAACAGACUCUCAUCACCCCCUCUACAGGUCAAAUAUAGCCCCAGGGUUAACAGGACUCUCAUCAGCCCCCUCUACAGGUCAGUAUAGCCUCAGGGUUAACAGGACUCUCAUCAGCCCUCUACAGGUCAGUAAAAGCCCCAGGUUAACAGGACUCUCAUCAGCCCUCUACAGUCAGUAUAGCCCCAGGUUAACAGGACUCUCAUCACCCUCUACAGGUCAGUAUAAGCCUCAGGGUUAACAGGACUCUCAUCAGCCCUCUACAGGUCAGUAUAGCCCAGGGUUAACAGGACUCUCCUCAGCCACCUCAGCCAGGGUUCGAUCCUCUCCUCUCUCUCUUCUCCUCUUACUCUUUUCUAUCUCUCUCUCUCUCUCCCUCCCUCCCUUUUCUCUCCUCCUCGUCUCUCCCGUCUCUGUUCUCUCUGUCUCUCGUUCUCUCUGUCUCUCUCUCGUCUCUCUUGGUCUCGGUCCAAAGUCUCUCUCUCUCUCUCUCUCUCUCUUGAUCCCAGGGUUCAGAAGUGUGCUCUCUCUCUCUCUCUCUCUCUCUGAUCCCAGGGUUCAGAAGUGUGCAGACCUGAACCAGAUGUGUACCAAGAACCUGUCUCUGCUGUUCGCCCCCAGCCUCUUCCAGACAGAUGGGAAAGGAGAACAUGAGGUGAAGAUCAUUGAAGACCUCAUAGACAACUACCUGUAUGUCUUUGAUGUGAGUAUGGUCACAGACAACUACCUGUAUGUCUUGAUGUGAGUAGGGUCACAGACAACUACCUGUAUGUCUUUGAUGUGAGUAGGGUCACAGACAACUACCUGUAUGUCUUGAUGUGAGUAGGGUCACAGACAACUACCUGUAUGUCUUGAUGUGAGUAGGGUCACAGACAACUACCUGUAUGUCUUGAUGUGAGUAGGGUCACAGACAACUACCUGUAUGUCUUGAUGUGAGUAGGGUCACAGACAACUACCUGUAUGUCUUGAUGUGAGUAUGGUCUCACAGACAACUACCUGUAUGUCUUGAUGUGAGUAUGGUCUCACAGACAACUACCUGUAUGUCUUGAUGUGAGUAGGGUCACAGACAACUACCUGUAUGUCUUGAUGUGAGUAGGGUCACAGACAACUACCUGUAUGUCUUGAUGUGAGUAGGGUCGAACCAGCGAUGGUCUAAGCUCAAAUGCUUCACUUAGAAAUCAGGGUUGUGUUCCGUAGGUAGAAAGCAUUUUUAAUGGAUUGAAACGGGGAGGUACUACCUACCUGAACUUGUCCAAUCAGAGCACAAAUGUUCACAUUUCACUGCAAACUGUUUUGCUACAGUGUGCCCUACUGAACAUGGCCCAGGUCAAUCUGUUCUGUAAUCUAAUGAAUGAUUUAGUAAAUGUUUGAUUGUGUUUGUUCAGAUUGAUGAGGAGCAACAGACCCAGAUAGAACUGGAGCUCAGCCUCAUCACCACCUGGAAGGACACACAGGUACACUUUACGAAGGAUUUAAAAACCGUUUAUAAAGAUUUAUGAUGGGUUAUAAAGGGUUAUAACACAUUGGUUGGACAGACCUGUUGUCUGUAAUAAGUAUCCUGUCUUUGCAGCUGUCUCAAGCAGGUGACCUGAUCAUUGAAGUGUACCUGGAGAAGAAGAUGCCGGACUGCUGCAUAACUCUGAAAGUAAGUGGAGCCGGGUUAUCUUCUGAUUUCUAUUUAAUGAAAGGUGCUGUUAUGAUUUAGCCCCUCCACUAGUCUCUCUAUCACCUAUGAGUAGCUCGCCAAUCAAUUCUUAAUGUACAUGCAUUUUUAACAUAAAGCUCCUGGGGAAUCCAAUCAAAGCCACAUCAACAUUAUGCAAACUGUCAUUAACAUAAAGCUCCUGGGGAAUCCAAUCAAAGCCACAUCAACAUUAUGCAAACUGUCAUUAACAUAAAGCUCCUGGGGAAUCCAAUCAAAGCCACAUCAACAUUAUGCAAACUGUCAUUAACAUAAAGCUCCUGGGGAAUCCAAUCAAAGCCACAUCAACAUUAUGCAAACUGUCAUUAACAUAAAGCUCCUGGGGAAUCCAAUCAAAGCCACAUCAACAUUAUGCAAACUGUCAUUAACAUAAAGCUCCUGGGGAAUCCAAUCAAAGCCACAUCAACAUUAUGCAAACUGUCAUUAACAUAAAGCUCCUGGGGAAUCCAAUCAAAGCCACAUCAACAUUAUCCCACACCUGGUUAGACACUGCUGGCUUAAAAAAGCCAAACUUAACACAAUAUUUGCCAAUUUAAUUUCCAGCAAUAUUGCCCCGCCUGUCUGUUUGGUGCGCGCGUUUGUCUAUCACUCUGUAUGUAGCCGGUUAGCGACGCUUAUGACAACCGUCGUGUGGGUAAACAGAAACCUUGUCCCCCAAAACCUUCUCAAUUAAAUGCAAAGUAGGUGUUUACCGACCGGAACUAUAUGGUGAUUAUUUGUAUCAAUAGGGUGGAGAUUGUUCCGCCAUGACGUGGUCUGCAGCGGUAGUCCUAACAGCGGAAACAUGGCUAGACAGACACAUCCCUCUCUCGCUAGAUGCACAGUUAAAAGGGAAAUAUACUCAAACAUUUAAAAAAUAUAUAUAUAUUUCCAGACCUAAAAAAAAUAAUAUUCUGAUGUGAUUUCAUCGUUGACAUGGACUCAGAACAUACAUGUCCAUUGUUUCUCUAUGAAUAAUAAUAUGAAUAAUUUAAAUAAUAUUGAGAGUAUAAAACAGAAGGGGAAAAAACUGGGGGGGUAAUAACAGAGAACUGAAUUCAAGAAAAUACUAAAUAUGAUUUUAUGGGGCCCCCUUAGUUGUUUAUUAACUGUUAUUUGACCAGUUAUAUUGACAGAGAACGCAUCUCUUGUACACCAAGGACCCGGGGAAGAGUUGCAGGGUAGAGGAGAAGAGAAGAAUGGGCCUAUUGGAAAGAUUGAAAAAAAAAAAACAGAGUAGCUGGCAACGUUUAGUUUUUUAAAGUAUCUCUCAUGCUAAAGGUUGGAGACCCUUGCUUUACACAGACAGGUGGCCUCCCAUAAUGUACCAAUGUUUCCCUAGGCCUGGGAUUUCCAAUGAUAACCAUCUACCAUCCCCUAUACUAUACAUGCUGGACAUGAGCAUUUCCAGGAAGCUAAAAUGCUCUUUAUGGUCUGGCUUUCUGUAGGUAUCUCUUUAUGGUCUGGCAUUCUGUAGGUAUCUCUUUAUGGUCUGGUUCUCUGUAGGUAUCUCUUUAUGGUCUGGCUUUCUGUAGGUAUCUCUUUAUGGUCUGGUUCUCUGUAGGUAUCUCUUUAUGGUCUGGUUCUCUGUAGGUAUCUCUUUAUGGUCUGGUUCUCUGUAGGUAUCUCUUUAUGGUCUGGUUCUCUGUAGGUAUCUCUUUAUGGUCUGGUUCUCUGUAGGUAUCUCUUUAUGGUCUGGUUCUCUGUAGGUAUCUCUUUAUGGUCUGGUUCUCUGUAGGUAUCUCUUUAUGGUCUGGUUCUCUGUAGGUAUCUCUUUAUGGUCUGGUUCUCUGUAGGUAUCUCUUUAUGGUCUGGUUUCUCUGUAGGUAUCUCUUUAAGGUCUGGUUCUCUGUAGGUAUCUCUUUAUGGUCUGGUUCUCUGUAGGUACUUCUUUAUGUUUCUGGUUCUCUGUAGGUAUCAUCUUAUGGUCUGGGCUUUCUGUAGUAUCUCUUUAUGUCUGGCCUUUCUGUAGGAUCUUAUUAAGGUCUGGUUUCUGUAGUUAUCUCUUUAAGUCUGGUCUCUGUAAUGAUAUCUCUUCUAAGGUCUGGUUCUCGUAGUAUUCUCUUAGGUCCUGGUUCUCUGUAGGUGUCUCCAGCUAUGGGUGCUAGAGUUUGGACUAAGCCAUGUCCUGUACAUGAGAACGUCCGCAGGGAGACUUGUGGCUGACUUCGAGGGCCAUAGAGGAAGGACAACUGGUUGAGAAGCUCAUUUACCUAUCUCUCUGCUGGUGAGUAGUCUAUCAUAUUACUCUUCUCUCUCUACUGGGUGGUUCUGAUAGCAUCUUUAGUUUCUAGCUAUCUCUCUCGAUGGUUGAGGACAUUUAUUAUCUAUCUCUCUGACUGGUGAGGACAUAAGUCUUUACUAUCUCUUCGAAUGGGUGAGGAGCAUGAUUUACUAUCUCUCUCCGAAUGGGUGAGGGAGCAUCUAUUAAUAUUUCUUCUCGCUCCGAAUGGGUGAGGAGCAUGAUAUUACUAUCUCUCUCUGAAUGGGUGAGGAGCAUGCUAUUACUAUCUCUCUCCGAAUGGGUGAGGAGCAUGAUAUUACUAUCUCUCUCCGAAUGGGUGAGAAUCAUGCUCUUACUAUCUCUCCCGAAUGGUGAAGACCAUGCUAUUACUAUCUCUCAUCUCUCUCCGAAUGGGUGAGGAGCAUGAUAAUUAAACCUAUCUAUCUCUGCUGGGUAGAAGAGCAAUGAUAAUACUAUCUCUCUGACUGUGAGGAGCAUUAUUUCUAUCUCUCUGACUGGUGAGGGAGCAUGAAUAUUACUACCAUCUCUGACUGGGUGAGGAGUAUGAUAUUACUAUCUCUCUGACUGGGUGAGGAGCAUGAUAUUACUAUCUCUCUCCGAAUGGGUGAGGAGCAUGAUAUUACUAUCUCUCUCUGACUGGGUGAGGAGCAUGAUAUUACUAUCUCUCUGACUGGGUGAGGAGCAUGAUAUUACUAUCUCUCUCCGAACUGGGUGAGGAGCAUGAUAUUACUAUCUCUCUCCGAAUGGGUGAGGAGCAUGCUAUUACUAGUUCUCUCCUAGAAUGGUUGAGGGAGCAUGAUAGUUACUAUCUCUCUCUGAAUGGGUGAGGAGCAUGCUAUUACUAUCUCUCUCCGAAUGGGUGAGGAGCAUGAUAUUACUAUCUCUCUCCGAAUGGGUGAGGAGCAUGAUAUUACUAUCUCUCUCCGAAUGGGUGAGGAGCAUGAUAUUACUAUCCUCUUGACUGGGGUGAGGCGCAUGAAUUUACUAUCUCUCUUGACUGGGGUGAGGAGCAUGAUCUUACUAUCUCUCUGCUGGGUGAGGAGCAUGAUAUUACUAUCUCUCUGACUGGGUGAGGAGCAUGAUAUUAGUAUCUCUCUCCGAAUGGGUGAGGAGCAUGAUAUUACUAUCUCUCUGACUGGGUGAGGAGUAUGAUAUUAAUAUAUCUGACUGGGAAAUACUAUAGAAAGUGUAAAAACAGCUCAAAAUAGCAUUUAGCUCUAAUAACUAAACUACCACUGUAAAAAAAAAAUAAUAUAUAUAUAUAUAUAGUUUCAUUUCCUGGAAUUUCCUGGACUGUGAGAAAGAAGCUAUCCCAGAAUAGUUGUUAUAUAAUGUUCAAAUGUUGUCUUUGUUCCACAGAGCGCCCCCUACACCCCAAAGAGAAAGUGCUGGAGCAGGCACUACAGUGGUGUAAAAUGGCUGAUCCUAGUUCCGCUUACCUGGUGGUGAAGAGAGUUCCCAAAGGAGAGGGCAUUAACAUCCUGACUGGUGAAUACUGCGCAGCCCGGAGAAACAGCUCAUUAGCUUGGUCUAUCAAUCCCAAACAAUCACAAUCAUUAGCUUGGUCUAUCAAUCCCAACAAUCACAAUCAUUAGCUUGGUCUAUCAAUCCCAACAAUCACAAUCAUUAGCUUGGUCUAUCAAUCCCAACAAUCACAAUCAUUAGCUUGGUCUAUCAAUCCCAACAAUCACAAUCAUUAGCUUGGUCUAUCAAUCCCAAACAAUCACAAUCAUUAGCUUGGUCUAUCAAUCCCAAACAAUCACAAUCAUUAGCUUGGUCUAUCAAUCCAAACAAUCACAAUCAUUAGCUUGGUCUAUCAAUCCCAAACAAUCACAAUCAUUAGCUUGGUCUAUCAAUCCCAAACAAUCACAAUCAUUAGCUUGGUCUAUCAAUCCAAACAAUCACAAUCAUUAGCUUGGCCUAUCAAUCCAAACAAUCACAAUCAUUAGCUUGGUCUAUCAAUCCCAACAAUCACAAUCAUUAGCUUGGCCUAUCAAUCCAAACAAUCACAAUCAUUAGCUUGGCCUAUCAAUCCAAACAAUCACAAUCAUUAGCUUGGUCUAUCAAUCCCAACAAUCACAAUCAUUAGCUUGGCCUAUCAAUCCAAACAAUCACAAUCAUUAGCUUGGUCUAUCAAUCCCAAACAAUCACAAUCAUUAGCUUGGCCUAUCAAUCCCAAACAAUCACAAUCAAACGACCCUCUUUGAUUUUUUGAUCAUCGAUUGCAAUCAGCCCAAUUUCUUGUUGCUCUUACGUUCAAACGUGACAAUAUUUAGUUUAUUUGGAGACUGUCAUUGUUAUACACAGUAUGAUUGCAAUGAUGAUGUUUUUUAUUCACAGCCUACGAGAGUGAGAUAAUGAAGAUGGGAGUUCUGAAGUGUCGUGAAGAGCCCCCCAAACUCCUCCACGGAAAAGGCUUUCAGGAACACACCUUUCAGAUCAAAGACCACAGACUGCUGCUGCUGAAGGACAAAAAGGUAUUUCUGCUCUCGCAUCACGGUCACACCUUGAAGUUGGAACUUUGCGCUAAUUUGGGCCAGUGUAGUUAUCGCAGGUGGAGCUGUGAUUGUCCGUUUAUUUGUGUGUCCGAUACAUAUUUUCUUACUGUACAAAAUGUCUUGUCAUUUCAGAGCAUCAAGCCUGAAAAGGAAUGGGCUCUGAAGUCUAUGAAGAUCUACGUGGGAAUUCGAAAGAAGCUGAAACCGCCCACUAGAUGGGGCUUGACUCUCAUGAUGGAGAAACAUCAGCUGUACGUGUUCACUUCAAAAUCUUGUCUGGCAAUGAAAGGAAAUACCACAAUCUUGCUACACAUUAUUCUGGUCAUUGCAAAGGAUGUCUGGAAAUCAACUUCUAUUGGAUAAGAUUGAAACAUAUAUGUUUAUAGCACAUACAUCAUGUUUUCUCAAGUAUUUGAAAUUCCUCAUUGUUCUCUGUAUAUCGAAUGGUUUGGCACGACAUCGGAUGUUAUGAUGUUAUGUAAGUGGACUACAUUGUUUUGGAGGGAGGUUGGAAUGUCUUGUUUUAGAUCUGCCGCUCCCCUCCCCUUUAAAUCAGAUCUCCUUCCCCUCCCCUUUAAGAGCUAAUCACUGCUUUGUGUUUUUGUGUCUCCCAGGUACCUUUGUUGCUUUUGUGAGUCUGACCUAUGGGACUGGGUCACCAAUUUCCUCAAAGCACAGGUAUGUUGUGGAGCAUAGUUCCCCCCCAAGUGUUGCAUCACUUUUACAUUACUUUGAGUUUGCUUUCCCCCCUCAUUUUUGGGUGUAAUAUCUACGCUUUAGAUUUUUACUUCUGUCUGUUUAAUUCUAUCCAUUCGAUUCCAUUUUGAUUAAUUUCUAUUCACUUGAUUCCUUCUAACAGAAUGAUGACCCCCGACCUCCGGUGUUGAGGCGUCACUCCUCCUCAGACAUCUACAAACAGAAGUUUGGGACCAUGCCCCUAGUUCCAAUCAGAGGGGACGGACACGAGAGCAACUCUACCAUGCUGUCAGCCAAUCAGACUCUGGUACGUUCCAACUCUACCAUGCUAUCAGCCAAUCAGACUCUGGUACGUUCCAACUCUACCAUGCUGUCAGCCAAUCAGACUCUGGUAUGGUUCUGCAGGAGACAACCACCCACACCCUCUACCCACCCUAUACUUUUAAGCCUGUCGCAUGCUUCCCAGUCAAAAUAGUUUGUGCAUAUAUUAUCAUGACAUUUUUGGGGUUUUUGUUCGUUUUGGUAGCCGAAAAGUCUACGCCCCUUUGUCUGUGAUUGGUCAACAGUACUACUCCUAGUAGGAGUGGGAACUAUGGAUGGGAUUCUCCAAUGAUGUGUUGUCAUUCAACGAGAGACGACUAGUUUUCAUGCACAUUUCAUGCACACCAAACAUCUUAGUUAGAUGUAAAAUUGGUAAAAACAUCAAAACUAUUUUGACGAAGUGUAUACUGGCUAUUUUUUUGCUACGGCAUCUCAAGAGGGACAAACAGUAAUAUUGCCGCUUUUUCCUCAUUUUUUUAAGCGAACGUCUUUUAAGGGAGUAUGCAAGGUUCAGACGUUUGCUUCGCCUAGCCGGGUUCUGCUAGGAGCAAACCGAACCUAGUAUGGGGAGCCUUUAGCUAACUGAACCUAGUAUGGGGAGCCUUUAGCUAACUGAACCUAGUAUGGGGAGCCUUUAGCUAACUGAACCUAGUAUGGGGAGCCUUUAGCUAACUGAACCUAGUAUGGGGAGCCUUUAGCUAACUGAACCUAGUAUGGGGAGCCUUUAGCUAACUGAAACCUGUAUGGGAGCCUUUAGCUAACUGAACCUGGUUAUGGGGAGCCUUUAGCUAACUGAACCUAGUAUGGGGAGUCUUUAGCUAACUGAACCUGGUAUGGGGAGCCUUUAGUCACAUCAGUACCGCACAUUUGGGUUGUUGUUGACGUUCUGAACUUUGAGAAGACUCCAUUAGCCCAAGUUGUUUACUUCACACAAAGCUUGUUUUUGUUUUUGUAUCAAGAUCAUUCCUUUCUGUCUCCCCUUUCUGUAACCCUUUGGUGUCUAGUAUAUUUAGUAUUCCAAAUGCUAUCCCUAUACUGAACAGUAUUCACUAUGGGCCAGUUUCCCUGACCAGAUUAAGACUAGUUCUGGACUGAAAAGCAAGUCAAAGCAUCAUUUUUGAGUCCAGCAAUAGGCUUAAUCUGGGUCAGGGAAACUGUCUCUGUGUGUCUGUAUCUCACAGGGUGUACUGGUGUCUUUCUCUACAGCGAAAGCUUCAUGCCAGAAGGACUCUCUCUAUGUUCUUUGUAAGUAUGCACACCCUGGUGCUCUGUCAUUUCAAUGUUGCAUGCCGUUUAGAAUAUUCAUACUUACCUUCAUUUUGUGUGGCUCGGUUGGUAGAGCAUGCCGCUUGCAACACCAGGGUUGUGGGUUUGAUUCCCACGGGGGACCGGUAUGAAAAUGUAUGCACUCACUACUGUAAGUCGCUCUGGAUAAGAGCUCUGCUAAAUGACUAAAAAGUAAAAUAUAUACACUACCAGUCAAAAGUUUGGACACACCUACUCAUUCAAGGGUUUUUCUUUAUUUUUACUAUUUUUUACAUUGUAGGAUAAUAGUGAAGACAUCAAAACUAUGAAAUAACACAUAUGGAAUCAUGUAGUAACCAAAAAAGUGUUAAACAAAUCAAAAUAUAUUUUAUAUUUGAGAUUCUUGAAAUAGCCGCCCUUUGGCUUGAUCAUCAAGUUUUUAUUUCGUCCCUCUGUGUGUGGAGUAAUUAUCUUGAGGUUGUUGCUGAGGUGCUAGAACAAUGGCCAGACCUUAAUAAGAGGAAGUCUGUUGUUUUUAAAGUUGUGGUCAAAGAAGGGCAACUCCCUUCCAUGUUUGUCCCAUUUUAAAUUAACCACAUGUUUCUUUGUCACUGUAAUGGCAGAUCAUCUCCUUUUAAUACCUACUUAAAAUCAGAUAAUCCCUAACAGAUAGCUACAUCUCAACCCCCUAAUUAUUAUAAUAGUUCUAAUUCUGCUUUUGCCUCAGACCUUCCAGAGCUUUACAUAGUGUAUAAUCAAACACACAAAUAACUCUGGGUUGGGUUCAAAUUCGAAAUCCGUUCUCCCUUCUCCUCUCUUCUGCUCUCCCCCCUCCCCUCCACCCAGCCCAUGAAGGUGCAGCAGGACUCGUUCGAGGAGUGUCCAGAACCCCCAGAGCCCCCAGAACCCCCAGAGCCCCUCUAUGAGGAGGUAGGAGACUUCGGCCUGCAGGUCCUCAAGUCCCUGGAGACCAGCUUCCUCUCCAACAACACCUCAGUGACCCAAGAGGUCCCUGACCGGUCCCUGAGCCUCAGCCUGGGCCACCGGAAGACAGGCUCCCUGGACCGCAUGAUUGGCCCCAAUCCGGUGCACUCGCUGCGGUUGGGAGGAGAGGGUCUGCUGCCCCCUGCUGGUUAUCUGGAUACCCUGGUCCUGGGUGGAGGAGGGGACCUCCAGGAGUCUCCCCAGCCAGUGCCGAGGAGGAGGCAGCAGCACAGGCCCUGUACCCCCUCUCAGGAACUGCUCCUCCAGGAACUGUCCUCCGUCUUCACCAAGAAGACAGAGAAUGAGGAGAAACCGCCAGGAGAGAAGAACGUCAUCUGAGGAAAGGAAAAGGUGGCGAGAACAUCAUUUAAAAAACAACAAUAUUUUUAGUCAUUUAGCAGACGCUCUUAUCCAGAGCGACUUACAGUUAGUGAUCAUAUGAGGAGAGGAAGAGAUGAAGAGGAUGUUAUCUGAGGAGAGGAAGAGAUGUGUGCACACGUAAACUGAGCCCAGACAGACAGAAGACUGCAAUAACAUGGGAGUAUGGACACAACCUAUGUGUCAAAAAUACAUGAUCAGAUAUAAAUAACGAUUUACUUAUGUUUUAUCCUACAAACUGCUUACUGUUCUGCUAUCACUGUGAUGUACAUAUCCAUUUUAUAUUGAAGGAUGCUUCUUGGCUUAUAACAACCUUGCUAAUUGCUUUAGCUAUUAGCUAUGGGAUACCUUUUUGUACUUGUUUUUGAAUAGUUUACUAAACCACUGAGGGAGAAGAGAAAUGGAUCUCUCAUCAGGCAUUGUUGGUGGUAAUGCAUUAGGCAUUAAACACAUUUUAUUUAGUCUUAAACAACUGGAUUUUAAAUAUAAAUGUGUUACAGUCUGUGUGUAUUAAUUUAUUUGUAAAGAAUAUUUUAUCAACUUUUUUUGGUAAAAGCUGUGAAAGUAAGAAAAGGAGAGCUUUGCUACUAGAAGCUCCACUAUCUGGCCAGAAGGUGGCAGUAUGCACACACUAUCUUCUAGAUGUCCACAGAUAAUCCUGAGCGUUGCUACACUAUCUGGCCAGAAGGUGGCAGUAUGCACACUAUCCUUUAGAUAAAUGGAUUCUUAGUUUAAUUCACCCAUGCACAACCACUGUAUGAUGCGAAUACAGCCAAAUAUAAUGAUUAUUAGUGGCACUACAUCCGAACAUUCUGAAUUCACGUUUGAACUUCCAAGUCUAUUGCUUUUUCAUGAAUAUGCCAUAUUCAAGAUAUCCUCCUUUGUCAUAAAUCUAAAUAGACAAUAAGAUAUUCCAAUUUGACUGCCUUUGCCAUGUGUCUAUAGUGUGUUAUAAUGCAUUUGCUUGCAUUGUCCUCCAUUAGUUUUAUUCCCAACUUACUGUAAAUAGUGCACAUUGUUCUGUAUGCUUAUUCCAUUUCAAUAUCCAUUAUGCAGUGUUUUACAUUGUUGUUGCUACAUGAAGGACUAUAUUAAAUAUGAUUUUUUUUUUGUUUUAUGAUAUGUCCAAUUUCUUGAUUUUCCACUAUUUAAGGAUUGAGAAUUUUGAUGAUCAUUUUACAUUAUUUGUAAAUGCAAGUAGAGUGUGAAGUAACACAGCGCUAGUGUCUGAGCAAAUUAGGUUUAAACGUUUAGUCACAGUUCUUUCAUUACCUGGUGGUCUUCUGUCUUCUUACUGCCUUGAUGGUGACUCCUCAUGAUAAAGAAUCACCAUUCUCUGUAUAUUCUCUUUGUCCAAUCACAUUCCUUUUUUAAAGUCAGCCUUGUUUUAGUGGAUUGCUUUAAUCUAGCAUGGGGUCUAGAUUAAAGAGAAACAAAUGAGAAAGGAUUCCAGGUCAGUAGAAUAGGAGAUUAGUAAACAAGUGCCUUUUGUCAUCUGUACAUUGUCAGUUUGUUUCUACUGACCUCUGAAAUGAGAAGCCUUUUCAAGGGAGGAUGGAUUCUGUUUCUACUGACCUCUGAAAUAAAUGAGAAGCCUUUUCAAGGGAGGAUGGAUUCUGUUUCUACUGACCUCUGAAAUGAGAAGCCUUUUCAAGGGAGGAUGGAUUCUGUUUCUACUGACCUCUGAAAUGAGAAGCCUUUUCAAGGGAGGAUGAAUUCUGUUUCUACUGACCUCUGAAAUGAGAAGCAUUUUCAAACCUGAGACAGAUCUAUAUUUAGAAAGAUGUUCAACAAAUAACUAAACCAGGUAGUGCAGAAGGUUUUCCUUAUCAGUUCUCCUCCUCACGGUCAAUGAUUGUGGUUUAAAGAAUAACUAAUGAACGUUACACGUUAUUACUUGUUGCCAAAUGUCAUUUUCUAGUGCUUUAAAAUAUUUUAUUUCCAACUUCCAUCUCUGACACCAGUUUAGAAUUGUUCCAGCUCGAAUCAAUCGAUGCAAACAAAAAAACUGCAUCCCUCCCUGAUGCCAAAGCUUAUACCACUUUCCCCUUCUCUCCCCCACUCUCCGCUUCUCCAGGGGCGGACUUAGUGAUUUGGAGGCCCCAGGCAGAGGCCAGUCAGAGAACCCCCCCCCCCCCCCCCCCCCCCCCCCCCUCCUAUGUGCACAACAUUUUGUUAUGGGUUGUAUAGUAAAGACAUGCAAUUUAACUGUAAAAAAAAACAAAACACAACCAGUCAUGUUUUCAUCUUAUUGUCAAACAAAACAGUUCAAAAAGUAGGUUCUUUGGACGUUCAUCCAAAGUAAUUCCAUCAUCUGAACAGUUGCACUGUGCACCUGCCAACUUUCCUUAGUUUCAGCCACUUGCAAAUGUAUCUCACCAGAGAAAGCAUCCGAGAGAGCGCCCGUCGGUCUUACUAUUUGUAGCCUAUGUAUCUGACGACAUGCCGUACUCUUUUUGGCCAGACAGCAUCAGGACAUACAGUUGGAAGUCGGAAGUUUACAUACACUUAGAUUGGAGUCAUUAAAACUCGUUUUUUCAACCACUCCACAAAUUUCUUAUAACAAAGUCGGUUAGGACAUCUACUUUGUGCAUGACACAAGUAAUUUUCCCAACAAUUGUUUACAGAGAGAUUAUUUAACUUAUAAUUCACUGUAUCACAAUUCCAGUGGGUCAGAAGUUUACAUACACUAAGUUGACUGUGCCUUUAAACAGCUUGGAAAAUUCCAGAAAAUGAUGUCAUGGCUUUAGAAGCUUCUGAUAGGCUAAUUGACAUUAUUUGAGUCAAUUGGAGGUGUACCUGUGGAUGUAUUUCAAGGCCUACAUUCAAACUCAGUGCCUCUUUUCUUGACAUCAUGGGAAAAUCAAAAGAAAUCAGCCAAGACCUCAGAAAAAAAAUUGUAGACCACAAGUCUCGUUCAUCCUUGGGAGCAAUUUCCAAACGCCUGAAGGUACCACGUUCAUCUGUACAAACAAUAAUACGCAAGUAUAAACACCAUGGGACCACGCAGCCAUCAUACCGCUCAGGAAGGAGACGCAUUCUGUAUCCUAGAGGUAAACGUACUUUGGUGCGAAAAGUGCAAAUCAAUCCCAGAACAACAGCAAAGGACCUUGUGAAGAUGCUGGAGGAAACAGGUACAAAAGUAUCUACAGUGGGGCAAAAAAGUAUUUAGUCAGCCACCAAUUGUGCAAGUUCUCCCACUUAAAAAGAUGAGAGAGGCCUGUAAAUUUCAUCAUAGGUACACGUCAACUAUGACAGACAAAAUGAGAAAAAAAAUCCAGAAAAUCACAUUGUAGGAUUUUUUAUGAAUUUAUUUGCAAAUUAUGGUGGAAAAUAAGUAUUUGGUCAAUAACAAAAGUUUCUCAAUACUUUGUUAUAUACCCUUUGUUGGCAAUGACACAGGUCAAAUGUUUUCUGUAUGUCUUCACAAGGUUUUCAUACACUGUUGCUGGUAUUUUGGCCCAUUCCUCCAUGCAGAUCUCCUCUAGAGCAGUGAAGUUUUGGGGCUGUCGCUGGGCAACACAGACUUUCAACUCCCUCCAAAGAUUUUCUAUGGGGUUGAGAUCUGGAGACUGGCUAGGCCACUCCAGGACCUUGAAAUGCUUCUUACGAAGCCACUCCUUCGUUGCCCGGGCGGUGUGUUUGGGAUCAUUGUCAUGCUGAAAGACCCAGCCACGUUUCAUCUUCAAUGCCCUUGCUGAUGGAAGGAGGUUUUCACUCAAAAUCUCACGAUACAUGGCCCCAUUCAUUCUUUCCUUUACACUAAUCAGUCGUCCUGGUCCCUUUGCAGAAAAACAGCCCCAAAGCAUGAUGUUUCCACCCCCAUGCUUCACAGUAGGUAUGGUGUUCUUUGGAUGCAACUCAGCAUUCUUUGUCCUCCAAACACGACGAGUUGAGUUUUUACCAAAAAGUUCUAUUUUGGUUUCAUAUGACAUUCUCCCAAUCCUCUUCUGGAUCAUCCAAAUGCACUCUAGCAAACUUCAGACGGGCCUGGACAUGUACUGGCUUAAGCAGGGGGACACGUCUGGCACUGCAUGAUUUGAGUCCCUGGCGGCGUAGUGUGUUACUGAUGGUAGGCUUUGUUACUUUGGUCCCAGCUCUCUGCAGGUCAUUCACUAGGUCCCCCCGUGUGGUUCUGGGAUUUUUGCUCACCGUUCUUGUGAUCAUUUUGACCCCACGGGGUGAGAUCUUGCAUGGAGCCCCAGAUCGAGGGAGAUUAUCAGUGGUCUUGUAUGUCUUCCAUUUCCUAAUAUUUGCUCCCACAGUUGAUUUCUUCAAACCAAGCUGCUUACCUAUUGCAGAUUCAGUCUUCCCAGCCUGGUGCAGGUCUACAAUUUUGUUUCUGGUGUCCUUUGACAGCUCUUUGGUCUUGGCCAUAGUGGAGUUUGGAGUGUGACUGUUUGAGGUUGUGGACAGGUGUCUUUUAUACUGAUAACAAGUUCAAACAGGUGCCAUUAAUACAGGUAACAAGUGGAGGACAGAAGAGCCUCUUAAAGAAGUUGUUACAGGUCUGUGAGAGCCAGAAAUCUUGCUUGUUUGGAGGUGACCAAAUACUUAUUUUCCACCAUAAUUUGCAAAUAAAUUCAUUAAAAAUCCUACAAUGGGAUUUUCUGGAAUUUGUUUUCUCAAUUUGUCUGUCAUAGUUGACGUGUACCUAUGAUGAAAAUUACAGGCCUCUCUCAUUUUUUUAAGUGGGAGAACUUGCACAAUUGGUGGCUGACUAAAUACUUUUUUUCCCCACUGUAUAUCCACAGUAAAACGAGUCCUAUAUCGACAUAACCUGAAAGGCCGCUCAGCAAGGAAGAAGCCACUGCUCCAAAACCGCCAUAAAAAAGCCAGACUACGGUUUGCAACUGCACGUGGGGACAAAGAGCAUAUUUUUUGGAGAAAUGUCCUCUGGUCUGAUGAAACAACAAUAGAACUGUUUGGCCAUAAUGACCAUCUUUAUGUUUGGAGGGAAAAGGGGAAUGCUUGCAAGCCGAAGAACACGGGGGUGGCAGCAUCAUGCUGUGGGGGUGCUUUUCUGCAGGAGGGACUGGUGCACUUCACAAAAUAGAUGGCAUCAUGAGGAAGGAAAAUUAUGUGGAUAUAUUGAAGCAACAUCUCAAGACAUCAGUCGGGAAGUUAAAGCUUGGUCGCAAAUGGGUCUUCCAAAUGGACAAUGACCCCAAGCAUACUUCCAAAGUUGUGGCAAAAUGGCUUAAGGACAACAAAGUCAAGGUAUUGGAGUGGCCAUCAUGAAGCCCUGACUUCAAUCCUAUAGAACAUUUGUGGGCAGAACUGAAAAAACGUGUGCGAGCAAGGAGGCCUACAAACCUGAGUCAGUUACACCAGCUCUGUCAGGAGGAAUGGGCCAAAAUUCACCCAACUUAUUGUGGGAAGCUUGUGGAAGGCUCCCCGUAACGUUUGACCCAAGUUAAACAAUUUAAAGGCAAUGCUACCAAAUACUAAUUGAGUGUAUGUAAACUUCUGACCCACUGGGAAUGUGAUGAAAGAAAUAAAAGCUGAAAGAAAUAAUUCUCUCUACUAUUAUUCUGAUAUUUCACAUUUAUAAAAUAAAGUGGUGAUCCUAACUGACAUAAAACGGAAUAUUUACAAGGAUUAAAUGUCAGGAAUUGUGAAAAACUGAGUUUAAAUGUAUUUGGCUAAGGUGUAUGUAAACUUCAGUCUUCAACUGUACAUGUCCUCUGUCUCCACGGUGAUGGCAGUAUUAUCAGCAGCACCUGUCUAAAGAAAUACUUUAAUUUAAGUAAUUUUUCUGUUCACAUUAAAUCAUUUUUAUUUUCUCUGCCCGCUCUAAAAGCACCUCAUUGCUGCUUCGGGGGGAGGGGGGGGGGGGGGGGGUGUGAAUAAAAAUGAUUACUAGUAUUAUUAUUUUUAUUAUGCCCAGCUCACGAGGCCCCUUGGUGAUGUGAGGCCUGAGGCAAUUGCCUCUUCUGCAUAAUGUUAAGUCACUGCCGUUCUCUUCUCUCCCCCACUCUCUUAACCAGUAGCUUUCAGAUGCUAAAUAAGCAGACAUAUGGAGAGGAGGUCUUUCUCCGGCCCUCCUAAAGUUUCAGAUUGUAUGACAAAUCACGUCCCCCCAGCCCCCAGCCCCACACAGACUCGGCAGACAACAGCUUCAUUAGAGUGAAAGAGGGAGUAUUUUUUUUUUUUUUUUUUUUUUUUUUCAGCUUUGUCGAGUCAAGCUCAGACCCUUUCCCCUUCUCAAUUACUCCAUUGUUGGCACCGGCUUCAAGUUAUUGCACUCCAAACCAUACGGCUCAGUCGAGACGCCACAAGUGAUGCCAUCUCUGGAACAUAACUUUUAUCAGAGAAGUCCAGUUCAGGUUAGUAGACUGGCUACCACCAAGAGUUCUGGUAUAGAAACAUACAGGGAUAUAUUCAACCGGUGUCAACAUACAGGGGAACGGUUGAAUGUAACUUAAAGGGUUGAAACUCCAAAAAAUUUAUUACUAUAGUGUUAUUACUAUAUCAUAACCAUGAUCAGUAUUAUUGUUCAGAUGAAUCCUAUGAAGACAUGUUAAAGGGUGAUAACACACCAUUCAACGCAGAAUCCCACCAUAAUAAACUGCUGUUAUAUAAUAGAAAGUCGUCUCCUGGGUGUACAGCACAUAGAGGUGGUGUUGCCAACAGCUCUGGGGACCACGUCCCUUCUUCCAGGGGCCUGUGGCCAUACGGUGGUGUUUACUCUGCUGAUG